AUCAAUUUUAUUCUUCAUUGAAACCUUACACUAAUCAAAAAUCACUUCAUCUACAUAAUCAAAAAUCACUUCAUCUAAGCCUUUACCCUAAUCAAAAUCACUUCAUCUAAGCCUUUACCCUAAUCAAAAUCACUUCAUCUUCAUAAUCAAAAAUCACUUCAUCUUCUUCGACCACCGGAAUCGUUUUCUUCUCCUCUCUGCACAUUAUUCAAUCUCUUCAUUUUAUCAUCUGAAAAUCGCCAAUCGAUAGAACGUGGAAGCAAAAUUUCUCUUAGAGCUAAAGACAAAUCUGAAUUGAUCUGAAGUUUCAGAUCUAUACUGGCUUCAAUCAAUGGAUUCCCAUUACCUGAGACGCUAGGAAUAAAUUGGAGACUCGAAUGCGACUUCAUGAUUUAAGGUACCAAUGUUUCACCCCAGCUGAGCUUAGGGAAUAUGUUCAAGACAUUCGUUUUGUUCGCCUACCCGUCAUCAAAUCUGAAGAUUUGCUGGAUGCCAGUAUUUGUGCAGAGAUCAGAACAAGGAUUCCUGAUACUAUUGCAUGGGACUACAACUUUGAACCUGCCGGGGCUAACCCUUUAACCUUUACUGUUAAGGCCUGGGUUGUGUACAAGGAAGCAAAUUGGGUCAGCUCCAUUCUAUGGAUGAUUUUACUUAUCUCCACUGGAAGCUGCCAUCUCAAGAAUCUUUAGAGGACCCUAUGAGCUAUGUUCUUUUACGACAUCCACACAAGAGUGGCACAGAACCAAAAACAAAGUGUUCUGUUGUUGCAACUCUAAUAAUCCUUUUCAGCGUUUUGGGUGUUGUCAUGCUUGGAACCUUAGUAUACACUCUUGUCACUGAUGGUUCUCCUUUACGUGGGGAGAUAUUGACUCUGUAAGUGCUUACUAUUUUGAAAGUUGUGACCUAUAGUGUGUUUUUCUGUCUUCAUUUUCUAACUGAAAUACUCACCAAGGCAAAGCAUGUUGUUUCUGUGUG
Vicia villosa (hairy vetch) is the source of this 975-nucleotide messenger RNA. RefSeq lists its product as uncharacterized. The transcript is spliced from 7 exons. The coding region runs from base 378 to 689 and encodes 103 amino acids. The record is from RefSeq and is a predicted model, not a curated record. NCBI's taxonomy places the organism in Eukaryota, Viridiplantae, Streptophyta, Magnoliopsida, Fabales, Fabaceae.